AACGCACCAUGGAGUCGCCUCCUCCAUCGUGAGUGACAUAGCCUCUUUUACACAUGGCCAUUGGAACUGGUUCGCCUCCCACGAAUCCCCGAAGGCUCUCUCCGCUAGAGCCGGAGCCCUAUGUUUUGCGCCAUGUCCUCGAGGAUCUUCCCUUGAAUCCUGACGAGGGCGAUGGGGACGCCUCCAUCACCUGUGUUGAAUUCUGGAAUAACAAUCUCUAUGUUGGCACAUCUGCGUCCGAGAUCCUUCACUUGGUUGCUUUUCCUACCGACGAAUCCGAUCAGAACGCCGUUCCCACCUUUAUCCUCGCUUCUCGCUUGCAGCCCAGUGGCCAUGUGGCCUUCAAUGACUCCAGCGCGGAGUCUACGCACCUCGGUGUACAAAAGAUUCUUGUUCUUCCAGGACCGAUGAAAGCGUGUGUCUUGUGCAAUGGCACCGUCUCAUUCUACUCCCUACCAGAGUUCAGCCCUGCGUUUCCUAAUAGGGAACCUGCUGGUGUGCAAUGGAUAGGAGGAAUUGAUGAAAAUGAUGACAAAGAAAGCCCCGAAGGCCCUGUCGUCAUGAUCGCAAAUGCGCGACGUAUUCUCCAAGUCAAAGUGGGCGAAAAGUUGCGUCCGAUUAAGAACAACAUCGAGUACCCGGGGUGCCUGAGUUCAAGCAGGAGAGACACCAUCGCAUGCGUCGCUGAUGACACUAGCUAUGCUCUUCUCGAGCUGGAAUACCAACAGAAGAUCCCACUGUUUCCCAUUUCCUCUCAACCCGCGGUAGAAGAUCCACCAGAGUUGAAUCCCAUGGCGACCUCGCUGUCCCCACCUCCAUCAGAUGCUGGUCACAGUCGAAGUACUAGCAUGGGUAAUCUCAUAGGCUCGCCAGACCCUCGAGGACUCGAUCCUCAACGUGAGGAAACUCAGACUCCUCCUAAUCCUUCAGCAUCAGCCUCGGCCGCAGGAGAGCCCAAUGAAUCACAGACUCCGUCCAAUCUCCCAGAAGCCGACUCCGGUGCCCCAAAACUCAGGCCCCGAGCAUCUACAGAUACAAGAUCGGCCAGUACUGUACCAUUACGUUUACCUGAGAAACUCAAGCCUCAUAUUCUCUCACCAAGCCCCACCGAGUUUAUGCUGACAACUGGUACAUCCGAAAAAGAGCCGGGAGUGGGUAUGUUUGUUAAUCUGGACGGCGAUGUCGUGCGUGGGACUGUCGAGUUUCAAACUUAUCCUGAGGACCUUCUACUCGAUAACUUUUCGCUGCCAGAAACCCCGGCGAGUGUCGAAAGUGAUGACGAUGGCCUGCUCAUCUUCGCCCUUUUACGCCGGCAUGAAACUGGGAAUGUGACGAGAGGCCUCGAAGUCCAACGACUAGAUAAUGCUGCUUCAUCAGAUCAUCCCAAAAUAUGGAUCUCUCUGCCUAAAUCAGCACUCCAGCAUCCUCGUGCAGGGCUUCAUCACAGCUUCGGCAGUCUCUCUCACUCGUUUCCAAUUGCCAGCGAUCUGCUUGAACUUGUACCCUUGCCGAGUGGUCGCUCUCGGGCCCGGAUCGACCAUGACCCACGAACACAAUCUGCGGUCGAACAAUUCGAGCAAGAGCGUGCUCUCUUUGAUAGCCAAUCGUCAUCAGCCCCCACUGAGACAUCGGCAGAAUUGGUCACCAAACGUGCAUCCGAAGAAAAGAGGUUUGCCAGUCGGUUCGGACAGUCCUUCACAAGAAAUAUGGUUUUUCAUGGCAAGGACUUAUUCAUGAUUCUCCGAAAUCCCUUAAUCUCGCAGUUGGAAUAUCGGUUGAUGCAAUAUGUGCCAAAUGCCAACCUCUCUACCAUCAAACCAACCCAAAUCUUUGGCUUUUUGGCUAGCAUUCACGGUCGUGAGCCGAAAGACGAAUCCGAAUUUCUAACAUUGAAUUACAUCAGGCAAAAAGCAAGUCUUUUGCUCUUCAUGCAUCUCCAGACUCAAUUCGCCUCGACGGAUCUGGACAAUAUCCUCCGGCCUAUCGAGAAUACCCUCCAUGACGGCGGGCUAGAUCCGCGGAUUGUACUUUUACUGCUGCCCCCUUUGUCCUCAGAGGUACUCUACGGCGCCGAAGGCAUCUGGCUCCACCACGGCCUAGCUGACCUCUUCGAGACCUUUCAAUCCAAGAUAGCAACGUUCGCUAAAGCGCCUGUCGAGUUUUGGAUGAUGGUUCGCCAUUUUCUCAUGCUUUGGCAAGAGAAGAGAGGCUACGGCAGUAUUGCUGAUGAGAAAAACGUCUUCGAUUCCACCGACUCCGCUCUCCUCCAUGUCCUCCUUCACCUAGAUCAAAUCCUCCCCCAGGACAGUGGCGCCCAGCGGUCGGUCAAGAUCAAGUUGGAAAACGUUGUUGACCAUUGGAAAGGUGAUUUUGAUCGAGCAAUACAACUGCUGGAAAGCUAUGACCGGCUUUUUGUGCUGAGCAGAUUGUAUCAAAGUCGGAAGAGAUCCCGCGAUGUUCUCCUCACCUGGAAGAGAAUCAUUGAAGGCGAAAAGGAUCCCGACUACGGCUCGAACAUCGAGUUCGUUGAAGCACGAAUGAAAAAGUAUCUGACGGUGCUUCGAGAUGGCGGCUUGGUCCAAGAGUACUCACUUUGGUUGGCGCGAAGGAAUCCAGAGAUUGCCGUCCAGCUUUUAACCGACGACACAGCUCGUGUCAAAUUCGAGCCUCAGACUAUUGUUCCACUGCUCAAGCAACACGCACCUGGGGCAGUACAGCAGUAUCUCGAACACCUUGUUUUUGGCAAACAUCUAGACAAGUAUGCCGACGAUCUUAUCGGCUACUACCUUGACUCGGUGUUGACCGUACUCGAAAGCUCGGAACCAGCACGCACGUUGCUGGCAGAGAGUUACUCAACCUACCGGGCUUUGGAAACCCCUAAGCCGACGUACCUCGACUUUAUCAACCAAAACCCACCUCCAGACCCUUGGUGGCAAUCACGGCUUCGAUUACUGCAACUGUUGGGGAGUGGAGCAUAUGCCAGCCGUGGCGCGUCGAGUAAAGACUUGACAUAUUCAGUCUCCAAAGUGUUGGAACGAAUGGCGCCUUUCUCGAGCUUUCUAGUCUCUGAAUCCAUCAUCUUGGACGCCCGUCAAGGACGACACACCGAAGCACUUCGACUACUCACACAUGGUCUGGGCGACUUUGACACCGCAACACGCUACUGCUACUUUGGCGGACCAGCACCAUCGUACUCACAGACGAUCGACGUGUCCAUGCUCCCACCGCGCUCGCUCCAGACCGAGCUCUUCAACUUUCUGUUCCGCGAGUUCUCGAUGAUUGAGAAUCUCGAGGACCGUAUUGAACGCACGAGUCAUCUUCUAGGUACCUUUGCGACUUUCUUCGACCCGCUGGCCAUCUUGCAGGAGAUUCCUGACGAUUGGACCGUGGACAUUCUGUCGGAAUUUCUGGUGCGCAGUUUCCGAGCCGCCACCACUGAGAGAAAUCAGGCUGUGAUUCUCAAAGCUCUCAGUGCAGCACAAAACCUGCAGAAACAGGUCGAAUUUAUCGAAGUUUGCGAGAAGAUCGGUGCUCGUUUCGAUAGAGGCCGCGGUGGUGAGUUGGAUAGUGGGGAUUCCAUCGGUGCGGGCAUCAGCAUCAGCUGAAUCCACUGUCUGUCGCUUAUGUAUAUAGCAACCUCCACAAUCGAAGUUGCACAUGUCAGGAGACACAAGGUCAUGGACCGAAAUGCGAUUAGACAUUACACACGCUGCAAACCAGUUGCAGACAUGCCCUUUUUUCUCUCUAUGCUAUAUCUCACGAAUAACGUGACGAUUGUUUCACAUGCAAGACAAAGGAAACCCAUGAUAUAUGUCCAACUCAGCAGUAGCCAAAGGCAUACAACACGGUGGCCUGUAUAAACAGCCAACAUAAGAAGAUUCCUAGACGCCGUCGCUCGUUCGCUCGUAACAACGCUGAGGAUGGAUGCCAACGCCGUCAA
Molecule: messenger RNA, 3940 nt
Organism: Exophiala mesophila
Lineage: Eukaryota; Fungi; Ascomycota; Eurotiomycetes; Chaetothyriales; Herpotrichiellaceae
Exons: 2
Coding region: 54-3605 (1183 amino acids)
Biological process (GO): endosomal vesicle fusion; vesicle-mediated transport; autophagy
Cellular component (GO): cytoplasm; fungal-type vacuole membrane
Source: RefSeq, a predicted model, not a curated record